CCCUGAUGAAUACAGUUCCCAAUGGUGCAAUAGUGGUAUUUUCACCUUGGGGUAAUCAGCAACUGUCUAAUUGGAUUAAGCCCUGUUCAAUAGAAGGGAUUUCAUGCCUGGUUCUGUAAGCCUGACUGGAGAGGUCACAGACCCUUGAGGAAAACCUACUCCUGCCAUUAGUCCUAAAGCAAUCUACUUUCUAACCAUAUUCUUUAUGUAUAUCCUUACACCCACAGACAGACGCAGCUUACACCACCCAUCAAAUGAGCUUCUUUCUUCAACAGAUGGAGGUUACCACAGAGAUGCACAAUGGGCCAAAAAACAGACCAUAGUGCCCAGCCCCAACCGUUCUACCUAAGGCUUGGAGAACUUCACGGCAGAAAGAUUAUAAGAGUCAGAGGACUGCAAUGCCUGCUUCAAGAUAAAUGUCUUCUAGAUACAAGGACUUUGUGCCCAUGAAAUCUCAAUAACAUGGCUGCCUAAACAAGACCGACACAACUACAAUACCAGUCAACGUUCCACUGUGAAUGGGGGAGCUGCGGCAGAUCCCACCCCGAGAAGAUGAGCUAGUGGUAACUGAUAGCGCCGAGAGAGGGAGGACCUGUGCUUUUGCAGGGAUGAGCUCCCUGUCGGGUUAUCCAGUUCCAGCUGGCAUCCCUAUACAUGUAUAAACACAUGUAUACAUAAGCAACACUAAGCAGACUCAGUAGAUUUUAUGUAUGUAUGUAAAUGUAUAUGUUUAAUUUAUUUAUAGAAGAGGUAAAUUUGAGAGGGAGUGUGGAGGGAGACAGAAGGCAGUAGAGGGUAGAACAAUGUAAAUACAAUAGUCAUGUAUGAAAUUCUCAAACAAAUACAUUUAAAUAAAAAACAGUCAAAAUCAAGUCUUCUGGUUAUGAAAAAUAAAUUUCAGCAUGUGAAUUGUUAGGAUCAUAACCACCUGAUUCUUUCAUCAUCAAGAGACUGAUGACAUCACCACCCACAAAGACUGGAAUAAUCCAAACACUCCACAUUCCAAUGACCGGAAUAACCAAAGUGUGAACGUGUAGAGUGGCAAGCUGGCACACUGAGCUAACUUACUUCAGGCCAUCCUCCCUUUUAAGAUGCUCCAUCUGCCUACUCCAACUACUGUACCAUGAAUGUUGAGGUCUGAUGAAGAACGUGUAUGAAAUUAUUUCAUGAUCUGGACAAAAUAACUGGAAAAGAAUGAGAUACAAAAUAUCAAUCCUGUUACUAUUGGUUUUAAUGUCUCUGUGUGCCCUGUAUAGAGAAUAUCAUUUCAGUAUGAAGAAACUGCAGAUGACAUAUCAGUGCUGGUCCCCGGAAAACCAGCCAGAACCACAGCUGCCAACAAACUGGUUUAAUUCCACCAUGAACUCGACACACAUGCGCAUGAGAACUACCAACUGGUCAGCUCCGAUUGUGUGGACCGACACGUACAAUUAGUCAGCCUUGAAAAAGUAUUAUAAAAAGCAUCCGGUUGCCGUGGGGCUGGUUGUGUUUGCAGUGGGGAGAUACCUUGGGUACUACUUGGGUAACUUUCUGAUAUCUGCUAAUACGUUCUUCAUGGUCGACCAAAGGGUCAUCAUUUACGUCAUGUUGGACGACUUUUCCUAUAUGCCACUGAUAAGUCUGAAUCGUCUCCGGACGUAUAAAAUUUUUAAAGUUAAGCGAGAGAGGAGGUGGCAGGACUUCAGUAUGAUGCGCAUGAAGACCAUCAGUGAACACAUCGCUGAUCACAUCCAGCAUGAAGUGGACUACGUCUUCUGCAUGGAUGUGGAUCAAAUAUUCAAAGGCAGCUAUGGCCUGGAGACCCUGGGCGAGUCGGUAGCUCAGUUACACACCUACUGGUAUAAGGAAAGAGCGAACAAGGUGCCUUAUGAGAGAAAUGAGGCGUCAGAAGCUUACAUACCGCUGGGGCAGGGGGAUUUUUAUUACCACGCUGCUGUCUUUGGAGGCACAGCCACUCAGGUUCUCAAGAUUACUACGGAGUGUGCCCAAAGAAUUAUGAAUGAUAAGAAAAAUAAUAUCGAAGCAGUCUGGCAUGACGAGAGCCACUUGAAUAAGUAUUUCUUUCUCCAUAAACCUACGAAAAUCUUGUCACCAGAAUUUUGCUGGGAUUUACGUAAGGAUAAGACUCCUGAUAUUGAGGCUGUUAAGCUCUCUUGGAAUUCUAAGCAUUAUGAAUUUCUUAGAGAGGAAGUAUAGUCCCCUUGCCCUUGCCUCAUAUUUCUGAACUGAAGAGUAUCAGUUUCCUUGGAAAAUUAGUACCUGGCAUAUUUUCACGAUAAAAAUCCGUUACCAAAUGGCAAGCCCACCAACAGCGAAGUCACCUUCGGCUCACCUCCGUGCUGAGUGAUGCAAUAAGGGGCAGAGGGGUCACAGGGUGAGUCCGCUGGAAGCAGACGGAGAGGCGGUAAUUUCGCAUUGUGCGGAUGCUGCAAACAUAGUGUGCUAGCUCAUGAUGGAACAGAAUAGAUCCUGGGACUAGAAAAGGACACGAAAUAUCCCAGCUGACGAG
This is a messenger RNA of Alexandromys fortis (reed vole), 2509 nucleotides long. RefSeq names its product N-acetyllactosaminide alpha-1,3-galactosyltransferase-like. Gene Ontology annotation, molecular function: hexosyltransferase activity. NCBI's taxonomy places the organism in Eukaryota, Metazoa, Chordata, Mammalia, Rodentia, Cricetidae. The transcript has 6 exons. Gene Ontology annotation, biological process: carbohydrate metabolic process. Gene Ontology annotation, cellular component: membrane; vesicle; Golgi apparatus. The record is from RefSeq and is a predicted model, not a curated record.